Trichosurus vulpecula (common brushtail) is the source of this 7479-nucleotide messenger RNA. RefSeq names its product FRAS1 related extracellular matrix 1 (gene FREM1). The coding region runs from base 1 to 6543 and encodes 2180 amino acids. NCBI's taxonomy places the organism in Eukaryota, Metazoa, Chordata, Mammalia, Diprotodontia, Phalangeridae. Gene Ontology annotation, biological process: cell communication. The transcript is spliced from 36 exons. The record is from RefSeq and is a predicted model, not a curated record. Gene Ontology annotation, cellular component: membrane.
AUGAACCUUCUCGGAUCUGGUGGGGUGUUUCUCUGUCUGCUGCUUGUCCUGCAAGGUACCAGCUCAUCCUUCAUCAGCGUCAAUCAGGGGGUGAAGGUGGUGAAGGGCCGCUCUGCUUUUCUGUCAAGGGAGGAUCUGCAGUUUUCCAUACCCAAGGAAAAAGAUGCCUGCAAAGUGGAAGUUGUGAUGAAUGAGCCAAUAACCCAGAGGGUUGGGAAACUCACUCCACAGGUAUUCGACUGUCAUUUCCUCCCUAAUGAAGUAAAGUACACUCAUAAUGGCUGCCCAAUCCUCGAUGAAGAUGCUGUAAAGCUUAGACUUUACAGAUUUACAGAGACUGAAACCUUCACUGAAACUUUUAUCCUUCGGGUUUAUCUCCUGGAGCCAGAUUGUAGCAUCGUCCAGAUGAGCACCAGGGCACUGGAGGUGCCCGAGUUCUAUGGCCUGUCCAGAGCAAUCGAUAAGAACGUGCUCAGUUUCGAUUAUGAGAGGAGGAUGAAUCUGGAAUGCACCAUAAGGCUGUCUCCGUUAGAAACUGGCCUACCAGCCCAUGGUCAGGUUGUUGUUGUGGAGCCGCAACAAGGCGAGCCGCGAGGAGACCAGCCUCACAGCUUUUUCCCAGAGUCCCAAUACCGGAAAGAUCCAAGGUGCCCUAGUGGCAGCUGUGCCCCAGGGCUGAAGAAGAUCGGAAGUCUCAAAGUCACCUGUGAGGAGUUUCUGCUAAUGGGGUUGCAAUAUCAGCAUCUGCAUCCCCCUUCUCCAAAUGUUGAUUAUAUCUCCAUCAGGCUGGACCUCACUGAUAUCAGGAGUAAAUCCAUAUACAAGUCAGAGAGUGUGUGGCUGCCUGUCUCCAUCAAAGCCGCCUUUCCUAAUCAGAUCCCUAGGGCCGCAUUGAUGCCCUCCUACAUUCUGGAGGUGGAUCAAUUCAUCCUGACCUCUGUCACCACCUCUACUGUGGACUGUGAAGAUGAUGAGACACCCAAAUCUUUGCUGGUGUUCAACGUCACCAAGCCCCCUCUCCAGGGGUACUUCACUCACCUGCUGGAUCACACCAAAGAGAUCUCCUCAUUCACCUGGAAAGAUCUAAACGACAUGCAGAUUGCCUAUCAGCCUCCCAACAGCAGCCACACCGAGAGAAGAAAUUAUGAGGUGGAGUUUGAAGUAUAUGACUUCUUCUUUGAAAAAAGUUUACCAAUCACAGUCCAUAUCUCUAUCAGAACAGCAGACACAAAUGCUCCUCGAGUGUCAUGGAACAUGGGUCUCAGUCUUCUGGAGGGACAGUCGAGACCCAUCACCUGGGAGCAGUUUCAGAUAGUAGACAAUGAUGACAUCAGUGCCGUCCGCUUGGUCAUUGUCGAUGGCUUACAGCAUGGGCGACUUACUGUAAGAGGAGGGAAAGGCUUCAUUUUCACUGUAGCCGACAUUCAGGCUGGGGCUGUUCGCUACCAUCAUGAUGACAGUGACUCCACCAAGGAUUUUGUGGUUUUCAGGAUUUUUGAUGGCCACCACAGCACCCGCCACAAGUUUCCCAUCAAUAUCCUGCCUAAAGAUGACAGCCCCCCUCUCCUCAUAACAAAUGUAGUGAUUGAACUUGACGAGGGGCAGACUGUGCUCAUCCAGGGCUCCAUGUUGAAAGCUUCUGACAUGGACUCCAGUGAUGACUACAUUUUCUUUAAUAUCACCAAACCUUCCCAGGCUGGGGAAAUCAUAAAGAAGCCGGGGCCAGGACUCAUUGGCUAUCCAGUCCCUGGUUUUCUUCAGAGAGAUCUCUUUAAUGGAAUUAUCUACUAUCGACACUUCGGUGGAGAAAUAUUUGAGGAUUCCUUUGAGUUUGUCCUGUGCGAUAGCCAUGAUCCUCCCAACCUCUCCGAACCACAGAUAGUGGUGAUACACAUUACUCCGGUGGAUGAUGAGCUCCCAAAAGAGGUUCCUGGAAUGACUCGGCAUUUGGUUGUCAAGGAAACAGAGGUGGCUCAUCUCACUAAGAAGCAUCUACAUUUUGUGGAUACAGAAUCUCAUGAUAGGGAGCUUCUCUACACAAUAACUACACCUCCAUUUUUCUCCUUUAGUUAUGGCCACUCUGAUGCUGGGAAACUCUUCAUGGUGGACAGCGUAUUAAAGCUAGUCAAGGAUCCUGCAGCUCCAGGACUGAGAUCAUUCACUCAGCAUGCUGUAAACCACAUGAAAGUGGCCUACAUGCCACCCAUGCAAGACAUAGGACCCGAUCUCCAGCAUGUUCAGUUCGUUCUCUCCAUCAGUAACCAACAUGGUGGCACCUUGCAUGGAAUUUGCUUUAACAUUACUAUUCUCCCUGUGGACAAUCAGGCUCCUGAGGUACUCACCAACUCACUGCAAGUAGAUGAGGGGGGUCUGUGUAUCAUCACUACAGAGCACAUUCUGAUUUCAGACGUGGAUACGAAGCAGGACAAACUCAGACUGUCCCUCAAGAGACUGCCGCUGCAUGGAAUGGUGGAACUGGAUGGUUUCCCUCUAAGUCAUGGAGAGGAGUUUUCAUGGGGAGACCUCCAUGCAUUAAAAGUUAGGUAUCACCACGAUGGAUCAGAGGUUCUCCGUGACAACAUGCUCUUUGAGACAACUGACGGAACAAAUUCUGCAGAAUUUGUCCUUCAGGUCAAGGUUUUACCUGUAAAUGAUGAACCCCCUGUCCUGAAGGCUGACCUCAUUCCCAUAAUGCAUUGCCCUGAGGGAGAGGAAGUGGUCAUCACCUCAGAACACGUUUAUGCUACUGACAUGGACAGCGAUGACACCAAGCUGGUGUUCGUGAUCACACGUCAGCCUCACCAUGGGGUCGUGAGGAAAUCUGGUAUCUCUGUGGACCAGUUCACCCAGGGAGACAUUGAUGCUGGAACCGUAACAUACAAACACACAAGUGGAGAGAUUGGCACAGCCCCUUGUUUUGACACCAUUACUUUGGUGGUUUUGGACGGAGAAGCUGGCCCUCAUGACUGCUGCUACCAAGAAUCCAUUUCUUCCCCACUUCCACUACAUCAUUCUUUUCCAGUGUUUGAUCUCAACGUGACCGUGUACCCUGUGGACAACCAACCACCAACUAUUACAACAGGUGCCCGGUUUGUUGUGGAUGAAGGCUCUACGGCUGCCAUUACCAUUAACCAUUUAAUCACUACUGAUCCUGACACAGCCAUGGAUGACUUAGAGUUUGCUUUGGUUUCUUCUCCCCAGUUUGGCUAUAUUGAAAAUAUACUACCUUCACCAGGUUUUGAAAAAAGCAAUAUUGGCAUAAGCAUAGCUUCAUUUUGGUGGAAAGACAUGAAGGCUUUGCACAUAAACUAUGUGCAGUCCAGGCAUCUGAGGAUAGAGCCAACUGCAGAUCAAUUUAUGAUUUACGUCACAGAUGGAAAACAGCAUUCUGUGGAGAUUCCUUUUUACAUUCUGAUUAACCCCACCAAUGAUGAAGUUCCUGACUUUGUGGCACAGAAUAUCACUGUUUCUGAGGGUCAGAUGAAAGAACUGGAUCUUUCAGUCAUCAAAGCAACUGAUUUAGAUGUACCAAAAGAUCAUUUGAUGUUCACUAUUACCCAUAAACCACAGCAUGGCCUUCUCAUCAAUGGGAUACAUAGAAAUGAUAUCCCUCAUUACAAGCAGUUAAUCAAUAGCCACAAGAACCAUGAACUUCCUGUGCAUGAUUUUUCAAUGGAGCUUCUUAAAACUGGAAUGAAAUUGAUGUACAUACAUGAUGACUCUGAAAGCCUUGCUGAUGACUUUACAAUACAGUUGUCGGAUGGAAAACAUAAAAUCCUGAGAACUAUUUCAAUAAAGAUCCUGCCAGUCAAUGAUGAGAAUCCAGUGUUGGCCAAGAAGGCUGAAAUAGAAUUAAAUAUGGGUGAAACUCGUAUUAUUUCUAGUGCUAUUCUAUCAGCUGCAGAUAAAGACACACCCAGAGAGAAAAUUUACUAUUUAUUUGAAAGACUCCCAGAAAAUGGGCAGCUUCAGCUCAAGAUAGGGAGGAAUUGGGUACCUCUUCAACCUGGCAUGAAAUGUACUCAGGAGGAAGUGGAUCUGAAUUUUGUGAGAUAUAUCCAUACCGGGGCAAUGGGCUCCAAGAACCAAGAUAGCUUCACGUUUCACCUCUGGGAUGGAGACAACAGGUCACCCACACUGGAUUGUCACAUCAGCAUCAAGGACAUCGAAAAGGGUGAUAUUGCGGUCUUUACCAAACCACUGGUAGUAUCUAAAGAGGAGAGAGGUUUCUUGACCACCUCUACCCUCUUAGCUACUGAUGGAACGGAUAAGCCAGAACAGCUUCUUUUUGUAAUCACCUCCCCACCUCAGUAUGGCCAAAUGGAAUACAUCAGCUCUCCUGGAGUCCCCAUCACAAGCUUCAACCAGAUGGAUAUUGCAGGUCAGAAAGUCUGCUAUGUGCACAAAAGCAAGGCAGCUGUUCCCAAUGACAUGUUCAGAUUCGUCGUGAGCAAUGGACUAAAGACAAAGCACGGAGUGUUUGAGAUCAUGCUGGAGAUUAUUGACCAAGCCUUGCCUGUGGUGACCAGGAACAAGGGGCUAAGAAUAAUGGAAAGUGCCACGGCUGUCCUCUCUCCAGAUGUCCUUCAACUUUCUGACCCAGACACUCCAACAGAAAACUUAACCUUCCUCUUGUCCCAGCUCCCCCAGUACGGACAGCUCUAUCUUCGGGGGAUGGUUCUCACACAGUACAAUUUCACACAGCAAGAAGUGGACAACAUGAAUGUGGCCUACAAGCACCUGGGAGGAAACUCACAGAUCGACCGGUUUACCUUUAUGGCUACUGACAGGGCAAAUCAAGGCUUUGUUGUGGAUGGAAGAGUGUUGAAUGAACCUGUGUCCUUUAUUAUUCAGGUGGACCAGUUGGAUAAAAAGCCUCCUCGCAUCAUCCAUCUGAAGUACCCUUCCCAAGUGGAGUUUCUGAAAAACGGCUGCUAUGGGAUUUACAUAACAUCUCGAGUCCUGAAGGCAUCUGACCCUGAUACAGAGGACAACCAAAUCAUCUUUAAGAUUUUACGAGGCCCCCAGUACGGACAUCUGGAAAAUACAACAACAGGUGAAUUUAUUCAGGAGAGAUUCAGUCAGAAGGACCUAAACAGCAAAAUCAUUCUUUAUGUCAUCAAUCCAUUGUCAGAAAUGAAUUCGGAUAACUUGGAGUUUCAAGUCACAGACCCCACUGGAAACACUGCUGCCCCUCAGACUUUGGAAUUAAAAUGGUCCCACAUUCAGUUGCCUCAGACUGAAUACGAGGUGUGUGAAAAUGUGAACACAUUGCCCCUGAAAAUCACCAGGACAGGCCAUUCCAUGGAGUCAGCCUUUGUUGGAGUAAAGGUCAACCAAGUAUCAGCUACAAUCGGAAAAGAUUUCACUGUGAAUCCAUCUAAGCUGAUUCAGUUCGAUCCAGGAAUGUCAACUAAGAUGUGGAAUAUAGCAAUUACCUAUGACGGAUUAGAGGAAGAUGAUGAGGUCUUUGAAGUAAUUCUCAACUCCCCUGUGAAUGCCGUUCUUGGCAUGAAGACAAAAGCCAGAGUGAAAAUUUUGGACUCAAAAGGAGGUCGGUGCCAUGAUUCACCCUCCUCUGGCCAAAACCAGUAUAACUCAUGGGGGAAAGGCACAUGGCUCCCACUUUCCCCAGGCUCAUCCUCACCCUCCAUUCUUGAUGGGAUCCAUUUGGAAGGAAGACACCCUUCAUCUUCCAAAGAUGGGAUAACACCCAGCAGAGGAGACAAGCUUCAAGAUUUCGACUUAACUGAUGUUCCCAGGAAAAGGCUUAGGACAAUAGGAAAUGGCAAAACAGUUCACCCAUCAUCUGUUUAUAGAAAUGGAACAGACAUCAUUUUUAGAUACCAUGGUAUGGUUGCUCUAAGAGUAGAGGAUGAGAGAUCUGCAAUAAACAUGGAGAAGCCCAGAAUGUCUGUCGUUAAUCAGAGACCACAAAAGAAAAGCAGGAAAAUAGAACCACUACAGGCAGAUAAGAUGGAACGAAUACCCUAUUUACACUCCCCUAGUCAGGACCAGUCAUCAUCCUUUCCAAAGAACUGCACGUUAGCAUUAAAGGGACUCUUUCAUUUUGAGGAAAGCCUUCAAAAAUUAUAUCACUGCAAUGGAACUUCAUGGAAGCCUUGGAGUCCGAAAGACAAGGAAGGGAAUGAAAGAACCUGUCCCACUGGAUGGAGCCAUCAAAACAGCCACUGCUAUUCCUUGAUUACAGAGCAAAAGGUCACCUGGAAUGCAGCUGCUCGAGCUUGCAGGGAGCGACAUCAAGGCAACCUAGCAAGUGUGUUUACGAAACAGCAUAUGCAGUGGUUAUGGGACUUCAGUGGAAGAAAGUCAUUCUGGAUAGGUUUGAAUGACCAAGAGAAUGCUGGUCAAUGGGAAUGGGAUGGAGGUGAACCUGUAACCUUUACAAACUGGAAGAGAGGGGCUCCCUCACAUUUCAAGAAAAGAAAGAACUGUGUUUUGGUAAAAAGGAGGGGAAAGUGGCAAGCUAAAGACUGCAGAAAGGGUAAAGCUCACAACUAUGUGUGUGCCAGGAAACUAUAAACACAAGUGACACUGGAGAUGUCCACAGAGCUCCCUCACAAACUGAUUCUUUUUCACAUAUGAUUUGCAGUGUUUGUGAAUUUAUAUGUUUAAAAAAUCAAUGGCCAAGGUUUACUUAGUAAAUUUAUUUCCUGUGGACUAGGAGAGACUUCUGUAAAAAUGAAUUGUGACUGCAGUUUGGUCAAUCAUUUCCCUUCUUACCUACCCUUGUUUCCGCCAACAGAAGAACCAUUUUUGAACCUUUAUCUUGUACUUAUAUCCACCCCGCCCCCAACAAAAACUCAGAGUCUUAUAAAAUACAAAAUUUUGCUUAUUUAAGUAGAAACUAUUCCAGUCCUCAGUCAGUUCUAGCUUCUUACUCUCUUACUGCCUGGCUUGGGGUUUCACUGUCCAUUAUCUCAGAAGAGGAUACCAUGAAACCUGUACUGCAAGUUUCUUCUAAUGGACCUGCCUCUCUUUCAAUUCAGCUCCAGUAAAACCAACUAUACCAGCCAGACCAAAAUUGAAAAACAAUGAGAGAGUUGGAUCCUUUUAUCACCUUUAAGGGUGAGGCUGGGAGUGGGGGUCAAUAGGUUAAAAAGUGGUGGGUUCUCAGGUGAAUGAAUAAUCGUUGAAAAGAAAGGCUGUAAAUGGAUGAGUCAUGGCGUAUGUGCUUCUUUGAAAAGUCAGAGCUACUUUGAUCCUGGAUAUGGGUUCAGAUAAGCCUAUAGAUGUCAACGGACUGGUCUGUCAAAUCUUUGGAGGAUUGUUCAUCUUGUAGGGCCUAAGGAGAUCAGUUUUCUGAAAGGAGGGUUAGCGUUGGUUCAUUCCAAGAUAAUGGUUCGGCUUCCCCAUGUAGAGCUAUAAUGGAAUUGAAACCACGUAAACACUUUUUUUUACAUUUGUGCCAAUUGAUUGGCAUUUCUCAAAGGCAGACAGGGCCUUUGGAUGGACAAA